AUGCAGACGCCGGGGCCGGCGAUGAGGAUGGAGGCUGGGGAGGCAGAGCCGCCGUCCGGGGCGGGCGGCCGCGCCGGGGGCGGCUGGGGCAAGUGGGUGCGGCUUAAUGUGGGGGGCACGGUGUUCCUGACCACCCGACAGACGCUGUGCCGGGAGCAGAAGUCCUUCCUCAGCCGCCUGUGCCAGGGAGAAGAGCUGCAGUCGGACCGGGAUGAAACUGGGGCCUACCUCAUUGACCGUGAUCCCACCUACUUUGGACCCAUCCUGAACUUCUUGCGACAUGGCAAGCUGGUGCUGGACAAAGACAUGGCUGAGGAGGGGGUCCUGGAGGAAGCCGAGUUCUACAACAUCGGCCCGCUGAUCCGUAUCAUCAAAGACCGGAUGGAGGAGAAGGACUACACGGUGACCCAGGUGCCACCCAAGCAUGUGUACCGCGUGCUGCAGUGCCAGGAGGAGGAGCUCACGCAGAUGGUCUCCACCAUGUCUGACGGCUGGCGCUUCGAGCAGCUGGUGAACAUUGGCUCCUCCUAUAACUACGGCAGCGAGGACCAGGCGGAGUUCCUGUGCGUGGUGUCCAAGGAGCUGCACAGCUCCCCGCAUGGCCUGAGCUCCGAGUCCAGCCGCAAAACCAAGAGUGCGGAGGAGCAGCUGGAGGAGCAGCGGCAGCAGGAGGUGGAGGAGGUGGAGGUGGCCCAGGUGCAGGUGGAGGCGGAUGCCCAGGAGAAAGCCCUGUCAUCUCAGGAUCCCGCUAACCUUUUCUCCCUCCCACCACCGCCUCCUCCUCCGCUUCCCGCUGGAGGUCCUGCCUCAUCUUCAUCCACCUCCUCUUCCUCCUGGAUUUCAUCUGCACCCUGCCUCUUCCCUCUGUGCCCCUGUCCAGGUCCCUGUCUGCACCCUCCCAGACCCGAGCCCGAGCUUGCUGUGACAGCUCCUCGGCCCCGAGCCCGCCCCCAGAGCUGCCGUCCCCGGUUUGUAGCCUGGCAGAGCCGGAGGGAGGGGCAGAAGCAAGGAGGGCGCGCAACCGGUUGUCCUCGGGCUUGUGCCCAGGGAGCUUCCUCCGCCGCUCUUUCUCCCUCUGCCAAACCUACCUGAGCCUUGGGGCAAGGCCCUGAGAGCAGAAAGAGCGCAGAAGUGGGGUGUCUCCUGCUGGUCUGCCUGUGGGCACCGGAGCCAGGCUGGGGAGGACAGGACUGUGGAAGCCACAUACCUCUGCCUCACCCCUGGGUGUCUGGGGACUCAUAAGCCCCUGCAGAGGACUCAGGUGGAGCCCCGUGGCUAAGGGGUCCACUACAGUUUGCUAAGGAGUGUGGCAGAAAAGCCCUGGCCCCCUCUCCCUCAGCCUUACCUGCCUGCCUGUGACCUUGGGCAAGUUCCUGUCCCUCUCUGAGCCAUAGUUUGAUUCUAAAUGGGGACAGAAGCCACUCCAUGUCAAUCCAUUUGACUGGGACAAUAGCCAUCUGCCUCUCCUGGCCUGCUCCACCCUGGUUGGGAUCUUGGGGAUCUUAAAGGCACCAGGCUUCCCUCCUGGGUUCUGACUCCACCUCCUCUGGGCCCCAGCCCCACCCCCUCCUCCAGAGCUAGCCUGUGACUCACUUGCCUUUCUCUCUCCCUCUCUCCCCGCCCCCCCUCCCGCUCUCCUGGAUCCCCUCCUGCCCUUGCAUCACCCCUCCUCACCGGCCCCUCUUUUCUCACCCCUUCCUUCUGUCCCUUUC
This is a messenger RNA of Jaculus jaculus (lesser Egyptian jerboa), 1712 nucleotides long. It is a transcript of the gene Kctd17, whose product is annotated as potassium channel tetramerization domain containing 17. The coding region runs from base 1 to 1092 and encodes 363 amino acids. Gene Ontology annotation, cellular component: cytoplasm; Cul3-RING ubiquitin ligase complex. Gene Ontology annotation, biological process: proteasome-mediated ubiquitin-dependent protein catabolic process; protein homooligomerization. The record is from RefSeq and is a predicted model, not a curated record. NCBI's taxonomy places the organism in Eukaryota, Metazoa, Chordata, Mammalia, Rodentia, Dipodidae. The transcript is spliced from 8 exons. Gene Ontology annotation, molecular function: cullin family protein binding.